GGUCCAUCAGCAUUUCAUAGUCCGCCAACUCCUGGCUCACCGAUCUGCUGAAGAAGGAUCACUCACGGGAUAAUCCUAUCGUUCCAGUCGCGCUUGUACUUGGUUGCUUGGUCUGCAACUAGCGUUUUUCGCUUAAUUAUGGAUAUUAAGGAUGUUCUUUCAUUUGCUUCUCCUAGCCCUAAGGCUAUUCGUUCACUUAGACCUCCUCCUCCGCCAUCGUUGUCAGAGGUGACUAAUGACGAAGUGGAAUCCAAACGCCCGAGACAGUUAUCAUUGGAUACUCAUUCUGUGACAGAUAAAGAGGAGUUGCACGACACUAACCUCACCGGCUACGAUCUUGAUGACGAACUUGGUCUCCCGACAACCGUUGGGGCAAGUGAGGUGGAUGAUUCCACCAUUCGUCGUCUCACUUUGUUACUCGAGAAACGUGCAUUGGCCAACCAAGAAGCACGAACAAAGUUUCCAGACCAACCGAAGCGUUUCAUGCAGUCAGAAGUCGAUUUGCAGGAAACUUUGGAGGAAAUGCAGAUUCUGGCCGCCAAUCCUGAUCUAUAUCCAUCUCUCGCGGCACAGACGCGACCCAUUUCUCUUCUUCUGGGGUUGUUGGUCCAUGAAAAUACUGACAUCAGCUUGGCUGUGAUUGAUCUUCUUCAUGAACUGUUGGAGGUGAACGGGUUAAAUGAAGCCGGGCCGGACAAGGUGAAUCCGCUGCUCGAUUUAUUGUUCAACGGUCAGCUCAUCCAACUUUUGAUGCAAAACAUCUCUCGACUGGAUGAAUCGAUCAAAGAUGAGGCUGAUGGCGUACAUAAAACUCUUGGUAUUGUGGAGAGCCUGCUCGAUGCCAGACCUGAAAUGAAUGUUACCAUGUCCAACCAAGGUCUAUUCUCCUGGCUUCUUCGUCGUGUGCAACGUCGCCCGGCCUUCGAUCGCAAUAAGUUAUACGUGAGCGAAUUGCUCUCCAUUCUGUUACAGCUGGAUGAAGCCAAUCGCCGCCACUUAGGAGAAGUCGACGGUAUAGACAUAUUGCUUCAGCAACUGGCACUCUAUAAACGUCAUGAUCCAUCUAGCCGCGAAGAGAUUGAGCUGAUGCACAAUUUAUUUGACUGUUUAUGUAGUGCUCUAAUGCUUCCCGAGAACAAAGAUCGAUUUCUCAAAGGUGAAGGAAUACAAUUGAUGAACCUGAUGCUUCGGGAAAAACACAUGUCACGUGAUAGUGCCUUGAGAGUGCUGGAUUAUGCUUUAUGCCAAGUCACUCCGACCGACACAUCUGCAAGACAAACGAUAGUUAAUGCUGACCCGGAUGCCCCAUCGAAGCCAGGCGGUGGUAUCAACCCGGAGUCGGUAGUUGUCGCUAAUUGCUCCAAGUUCGUAGAAGUUCUUGGUCUGCGUACUAUUUUUCCUCUGUUCAUGCAUAGUCCUCGUGAACGGGUUUCUCUUCCCAAGAAAUCAGCGAGCAAUAAGACAGACAAACAGAAAUCAUUGGGUGGACCCACGGCUGCAGAGAUGGAGGAGCACGUUAUAAACAUCAUUGGGGCCCUUCUUCGUUAUUGCCCGCCAAAUCUGAAGUCACGUGUUUUGUCCAAGUUUGUUGAAAACGAUCAUGAAAAACUGGAUCGCUUAGUCGAAUUGCAUUUGAAAUACUUCGAUCGUGUAAAGGUGACUGACAAUCGAAUCCGAGCAAUGAAAGAAGAUACUCGACGAUGGGUUGGUUACACGCCCGAAGAAGUCGAGGAUGUCCUGGUUAUGGAACGAUUAGGUGGCGGCUUGUUGGCACUGCAGAUGUUGGAUAUCAUCAUCCUUGACGUUUGCGUUAAUGGAGCUCAUACAGUCAUGGAACGGAUGCUCCAGUUACUGAAAAUGCGAUCAAUUUCCCCCAGCGUCAUACUGCGUGUAGCCCAAGACCACGUCGAUAACUUAGGUGAUUCAACUGAUUCGGCCACAGCAGAUAAAGCGCGUUUGGGUGAACUUAUGCGUACUUUUAGCACCCGAUUGCCGUAAACAGUCAAUGAAGACCGCCUUACCUAACUCGUUGUACAAAGCCUUUACUUUGAAAUAUAUGGUCUUUCCUCUUUG
Messenger RNA from Dicrocoelium dendriticum, 2073 nucleotides. NCBI's taxonomy places the organism in Eukaryota, Metazoa, Platyhelminthes, Trematoda, Plagiorchiida, Dicrocoeliidae. The record is from the annotation of a GenBank genome assembly.